UCCAAUGGAUCCAACUAUUGAGCAACCUCCUCCAUCUCCAACCACUAAUGCUACACCCCCACCGCCACCCUCUAGCCCAUCUGCCACAUCUCCAACAAACUCAAACAAUGAGCACGUCCCUCCAUCGCCGCCGCCAUCAAGUCCACCAAUAGCUCUAUCAAGUCCUCCACUGCCGUCAUCAAGUCCAACAAUCGCUCCAAUUACUCCACCACCGCCAUUGUCUAGUCCUUCUGCUACACCUCCAAUAUACCAACCUAAUGACCAACCCCCUCCCCCUCCAUCAUCAUCUACUCCGACACCAACAGCUCUAGAAAGUCAACCACCUCCAUCAAGUCCACCAGAAAUAGCUCCAGCUACUGCUCCACCACCUUCAUUUAGCCCCCCUACGGAAGCUCCAGCGCAGGAAGCCAGUGACCACUACCCUCCACCACCGCCAUUGUCUAGCCCCCCUGUUGCACCUCCAAUAUACCAAGCUAAUGACCAACCCCCUGCCCCUCCAGCAUCAUUUAGUCCGCCACCAAUAGCUCUAGCAAGUCCACCCCCGCCAUCGGAUCCACCAGAAAUAUCUCAAGCUACUCCACCACCACCUUCGUUUAGCCCACCCACGGAAGCUCCAACAUAUGAAGCCAAUGACCACUACCCUCCACCACCGCCAUUGUCGAGCCCUCUUGCUACACCUCCAAUAUACCAAGCUAAUGACCAACCCCCUCCCCCUCCAACUUCAUAUACUCCGCAACCUAUAGAUUUAGCAAGUCCACCACUUCCAUCAAGUCCACCAGAAAUAGCUCCAACUACUCCUCCACCACCUCCAUUUAGCCCCGCUAUGGAAGCUCCAACGUAUGAAAAUUACCCUCCACCAUCGCCAUUGUUUAUCCCUCCAGCUACACCUCCAAUAUACCAAGGUAAUAACCAACCCCCUCCCCCUCCAACAUCAUCUACUCCGCCACCAAUAGCUCUAGCAAGUCCACCAUCUCCAUCAAUUCCACCGGAAAUAACUCCAGCUGCUCCUCCACCACCUCCGUUUAGCCCCCCUAUGGAAGCUCCAACGUAUGAGGCUAAUGACCACUACCCUCCACCACCGCCAUCAUAUAGUCCACCAUUAUCUCUAGUCAGUCCUCCACCACCAUUGUUAAGUCCACCAAUCAUCCCUCCAACGAAUUCCCCACCACCGUCAUUGACUCCACCAUCGUCAAGUCAACCGGGAAGCACUACAACGCCACCCCCAUCUAGUCUAGCAGUACCUCCAACGUACAAAGCUAGCAACCAACCACCACCUCCUCCUUUCAAUCCUCCAUCAUCUCCGUCCAGUCCUCCUGCUCCACCGCCAACAUACCAAGCUCACGAGCCGUCUCCGGAUCCACCACCAUCAUCUAGCUCUCCACCAAUAGCUCCCUCUACUUCCACACCAGACACAUAUAGUCCAUUUACUCCCCCUCUACCUGCACCUAGUGCUCCAUCUAGUCCUCCACCACCUGCAAUGCCUAAUCAGAUGCCACCACCUCCGACCAGUGCUCCAUCUAAUCCUCCACCACCUCUCACUAACCCUCCCGCUACACCUCCAGCCCACCAAGCUAAUGAUAAGCCACCUCCUACACCGUCAUCAUCUAGUACCCCAUCACCUUGGUCUAGUCCGCCAGCAACACCACCAUCACUGCCAAUAAUUUCGCCCGCCACACCUCCAACAUACCAAGUUAACCAACCACCGCCACCACCACCUAAUCCCCUUGCAACACCUCCAACAUCUGAAGGUAAUAACCAAUCACCACCUCCACCACAUCUUAGCCCCCAUGUCACACCUCCGAAUAAUCAAGCUAAUGGCCAACCACCACCUAACCCCUCGGCAACAACUCCUCCACCCGGCCCUCCUACUGGUACUAACGGAUGGGUGCAAGUUCAUAACUUCCACGACACCUUGUAUUGGCAAAUUGGGCGCUUUGCGGUGUUAAUAUUCAAGCUCGUAAACAAGAAGGACAUUUCCCUAGUCGAUGUGCUAUACGUGAGCAUGCAACCUGCGGGAAUUGGCAGCAACUACUUCCUCGUGAUAAAAGCUGCAGAUGAAUAUAAGAAGGUCGGCAAGUAUAAUGUGCUCGUGUGGGGUGUGGCCGGGUCAACAGCACAACCAUGGAAAUUAUUGUCAUUCCAAUUUGUGGGGUACUAAACACACAAUGAAGAUAUUAAUUUAAAUCUAGUCAGUGCCAUUGAAUAGCAGUUUAGGGGAAAGAUACAUAGAAACUGUAAGGUCAAGGUGCACAGGUUCUUACAUUACUUAAUCAUUGUAGCAACGUGGGUUGUGAUCCUUCUAUAUGAUUUUCAUUUCAAUGGUAAAUUUUGUUUUUGUUCUUCCGAAUUA
This is a messenger RNA of Lolium perenne, 2350 nucleotides long. RefSeq lists its product as uncharacterized. Gene Ontology annotation, molecular function: cysteine-type endopeptidase inhibitor activity. Lineage: Eukaryota; Viridiplantae; Streptophyta; Magnoliopsida; Poales; Poaceae. The record is from RefSeq and is a predicted model, not a curated record.